Molecule: messenger RNA, 3430 nt
Organism: Acipenser ruthenus (sterlet)
Lineage: Eukaryota; Metazoa; Chordata; Actinopteri; Acipenseriformes; Acipenseridae
Exons: 22
Coding region: 87-2894 (935 amino acids)
Source: RefSeq, a predicted model, not a curated record
CAAACUUAACUACUGACGGGUUUGUUUUUAUUAUUGUUUCUUUAUAACGGUGAAAGAAGUUCACGGUUGGGGCUGCCUUGGAUUUAAUGAUGUCGUGUUGUCUUAGAUUUGGCAGAAUAACAUUGCUGUUAGCAGUGUUAGUCACUGAAGUUUGGACGCAGAACCCCCCUCUAGGCUCGGUGAGGACAGAAUGUCAAGGGAGUGUUAUGAUGAUGAUGUUGGAUAAGUCUUUUGUUGGAAAGUAUUUUCGUAUCAAUGUGAUUGACAAUAAGGGGGCGCUUGUGUCCCUCUCUCCAAGACUGGCUGCACAGUGUGGAUAUAGCUUAACUGUUGACUUCUUUGGAAAUGCCAAGUUCCUUGCUUCUGUGCUGAGCUGCUUUGCUCAGAACACAAAUGAUGAGACCUACAAGCUGACAGUACAAAUCAGUGUCUUCUCAAAUAGUGCUAUGACUUCAGCUUCCUCCUAUGUUCAGAGCAUGACAUGCCGAUAUUCUCCAUGGGCAGAGAGGGAGAUUCUGUGUGAAAGAAACUACAUGGAGGUUUCUGUGAGAAGAGGUGUGCCACUUAUUGAGCCAAACUUUGUUCAAGAUGAUCCUGAUUGGUCCCUUGCAUACCCUGAGGCAACUGCUGCUGACAACAGCAUCUGGAAAAUUGUGUUCCAUCUCCCAGCAAAUAGAAAGACAACUAUGACUGUUGCUCAGGCCAUGACAAAUGGCUAUGGCAUAAACACUACACCAACUCGAAUUCUGGUUAGAGCUGCAUACAACUCCACAGAAAGCCAGCCUCAGGUGAUCCAAACUGUACCAAUGGCUGUGCUAAGGUCAACCACCUUUUAUAAGCAAAGAUGGAUGGUCAUGAUGGUGGACACUGCAGUUGCAUGUCCUACUGAUGGAACAGCCUUCACAGAACAGAUGAUUACAUGGAAUGUUCCCCGUGUUCUACCUUCUCUUGUUCCAACACCACAAAUUACUACCCUUGAUGUUCAAAUGGGAGUUGAUGGUCGCAAGCUUGACCCUGCAAUGAUUCAUAAUAGAGAUUAUAAACUGGAUGUCGGUCCCCAGCUAAUCACUGUAAAAAUUCCUGUGGGAGCUGAUGGUGGAUAUUACAAGAGCCAUGUAUUGGACAACACCUAUGUGAUCUCUUACUCUAUUGAACCAAUGCUGGAGCAUACCUGGCAAGAUGGGCCUGAGAAGACCAAGUACACAGUACUUCAUCCAAUAACCACUCCUUUCAUGCCUCGGCCACCAGUUGUCACAAACAACACUGUUCCUAAAGCCAGAGUGUUCAAUGUGACCCUGGGGACAUUCCUGCCUGAUGUGGAGCUGGUCAAAAUUAUAGUUGGACCAGAGACAUUAACUGUGCCAGAAGCCAACCUAAAAGGUUAUAAUGUCCAGGAGCAUGUCUUUCCCAAUGGAUCCAAGACCUACACUCUCCAGGUGCCAUUUGAGGACCCCAAUGUGAAGCAAAAGGUAACUCCUCCAGACACCAGAACCUACAUUCUGCCCCUGACCUACUUGCUGAAUAUAGUGCCAGAGAAUACACCCUUUACUCAUCCUGCUGUAGUCGAAGCCAUUCUCAAAGACAUCAUUCUACCUACAGUAACUGGCUACUGUGAUGGUGCUGCAUUCUAUACCAUGGUAACAUAUGGCAACAUGGGUCGCAACUGGGUUCCUUUUGUGGGCUCAAGAGAACUUGGUGGAAGUCUGCUUGCCCUGUACAAGUAUAAUGCCAACGCUACCAAUUUCUGGAUGACUGUGCCAUACAAUUCAGUUGAUGCCACAUAUGAAGUGAUCAGUUCUUCAGGCAUCAGAAGCAGGCUUGACUUGACCUUGAAGGAUGUUGGCACCAUGGUUGUGGUGGCUGACUUUUCUCUGUCCUGCAGUUUCCCUACAAAGAUGAUUGAUUGCUUCACCAAUGGAACUAUGGCAGCUCUCGCUGUGAAAGUGGAAUCUGUCCCCAGCUUGUCUCCAAGUCAACUAACACUAAGGGAUCCAAGUUGCCGGCCUCUUCAGUCUGAUGCUAUCAAUGCAGUUUUCUACUUCAAUGUCAACUCCUGUGGAACAACUAGAAGGUUUGACAACAACCUCCUGACUUAUGAGAAUGAAGUGCUGUUCACAUCUUACCGGCUUAGAGUUGCCUGUCACUAUCUGGUCAAUGACACCAAGGUAGUACAGUUCUUGUACCAGAAUAAUCAUGCACCUGUAGUCCAGCCUGGCGUGGGGGACCUUGCAGUCAUCAUGCGGCUUGCAUUGGAUUCAACCUACAAUGACUUCUAUGGAGCUCGGGAUUACCCUGUUGUGAAGUACUUGCGAAGACCCUUGUAUUUUGAGGUAGAACUCCUGUACAGCAGGGAUCCACAGGCUGAAUUGUUUUUGGAGAACUGCUGGGCAACCUAUUCUGCUGACAGGAAUAGCUCUCCAAAGUGGGAUGUUGUUGUGGACAGUUGUGAGAACUCUGCAGAUGAGUACUUGACCAUCUUUCACCCAGUCUCCAGCAAUGCAAGAGUGCUGUUCCCUUCCCAUCUGAAGAGGUUUGAAGUGAAAAUGUUUUCCUUCACAAGCGGCCGGGAUGCACUGAAAGGACAGAUUUACUUCCACUGCGGUGUUGUGAUAUGUGAUUCAAACCGGCCAUCAGACAGCCUCUGUAGCAGACGGUGCAUUCCAGGGAAACAGAGGCUUGGUCGCAGUGCUGAAGGGAUGGAUGGUGGUGCAGUAAAGGUGUUUGUGUCUUCUGGCCCAAUUGAGCUGAAGAGAGAUGGAUCCCUUCCCUUUAUGCCUAGAAGUGGCCAAUUCAAUGUGUGGUCCCUUCUGGGAGCUGCAAUGGGUGUGUGUUCAGUGGUUAUCUUCGUAGCUGGAGUUGUAUCUUUCUGGAAACUGCCAAAAAGUGUGUAUUGAUAAAUGAAAAUCUUACUUGUAAAAGCUUAUUUUUUGUGCUUGACUAAUUCUACACUUGAUAUGUCAGAAUGGCCAUGUCAAUGGGAUUUCCUCCUCUUUGCUGUAGCAAAUGCUUUGAUUUUCCCUGAUCAGGCCAUUCUCAAUAUGGUAUGUUACUCAAGGGCCCUUCACUAAUUCACUGUGUGAACCUGGGGGCAAAGACUUUCCUCCUCCCAUUGAGCUGUAACUUUAUUUUUAUAUUGAACAGUAACAGGGCAAUUACUAUACCUUCAGUUAUUUAGUAUGAUCAAAUUUAAGGAAGAACCCCCCCCCUCAUUUGUCCCUUUUAUUAAAUAUGUAUUAGGUAACAAUUUUCAUAUAGAAAUUCUAUUUCAGUAUACAACUUAUAUAUUGUCAUGAACCAGGCUUCAACAAGAAACAAACUAGAGCCCUGCAUCACUGAUUUAAGAAUAUAUUUAACUGUUAAUUUAUUUUGAAGCCUCGUGUGUAGAAAUAGUAAUGGAGGAGGGGGGGGGUUCAUUUGAAAACAAAAGCUG